Cygnus atratus (black swan) is the source of this 2840-nucleotide messenger RNA. It is a transcript of the gene PI16, whose product is annotated as peptidase inhibitor 16. The transcript has 7 exons. NCBI's taxonomy places the organism in Eukaryota, Metazoa, Chordata, Aves, Anseriformes, Anatidae. The record is from RefSeq and is a predicted model, not a curated record. The coding region runs from base 192 to 2840 and encodes 882 amino acids. Gene Ontology annotation, cellular component: extracellular region.
UUUACAGUGUUAAAAAAUGACUCUUUUCCUGACCCUUUGACCUUCCUCAGAUGUAUUUUGGGAGAAGCUCAAGCUAUUCAUGACCUUCCCUGUCCCCUCAGUCUUCAAGCUGUUGGGUGUUCCUUGCUUUUGGGAGGUGCUUUAAAUCUGACUGCCAGAGCCGUGGGCUGCUAAGAGCAGAAGCUGGCUGCAUGAUGCUGAGCACAGGUUUUCCUCCUGUUUUCCUGUUGCUCACUGCACUGGAGCUAAGCUGGUCCCUGACUGAUGAAGAAAAGACGAUAAUCUUGGAUGGGCAUAAUAAAUACCGCUCCCAGGUCUCUCCUCCUGCUAUGGAUAUGCUGAAGAUGAGUUGGGACACAGAGCUGGAGGCCUUUGCCCAAGCCUAUGCGGAGAAAUGCAUCUGGGACCACAACAAGGAGAGGGGCCGACGGGGAGAAAACCUCUUUGCUAUGGCUCCGACACUGGAUCUGGAAUUUGCCGUGGAGGACUGGAACGGGGAAGAGAAAUACUAUAACCUGACGACUUCCAUGUGUGUCCCUGGGCAGAUGUGUGGUCACUACACCCAGGUGGUGUGGGCAAGCACACAUCGUAUUGGCUGUGGGGCAAAGUUUUGUGAGAAGAUUGAUGGAAUCGAAACAGAGGACAUGUACCUGCUUGUUUGCAACUAUUAUCCUCCGGGUAAUGUGAAAGGCCGAAAGCCAUACAAAGAAGGACCUUCUUGCUCACAGUGUCCCGAAGGCAGAGUGUGUGUCAAGUCCUUGUGUGAAUCCACUGUAGAAGAGACCACUCCAAUCUCUCUGACAACAAAGAAAAGCCCAUCCACCACAACCACACUAGAACCUACUACAACAUCACCCACCAUGGCCACAGCGAAGUCAGAACUCACAACCAUACCCCCAACUCAGACACAAGUACCCACCACAUCCAUGGCAAAGCCAAAACCUACUGUGCCAGAACCCACCGUAGCUACAGGCAAGCCAAAGCCCAUCACACUAACAACUGCCAUGCCAAAACCUAACACAACCACUACGGCCAAGCCAGCACCCACCACGCCAAAACCCACAACCUCUACGGCCAAGCCAGCACCCACCAUGCCAAAACCUAACACAACCUCUACGGCCAAGCCAGCACCCACCACGCCAAAACCCACAACCUCUACGGCCAAGCCAGCACCCACCACGCCAAAACCCACAACCUCUACAGCCAAGUCAGCACCCACCACACCAAAACCCACAACCUCUACAGCCAAGCCAGCACCCACCACGCCAAAACCCAUCACAACCACCACUACGGCUAAGCCAUCACCCAUCAUGCCACAACCCACCACAACCACCACGACAGCCAAGUCAGCACCCACCACACCAAAACCCACCACAAACACCACUACAGCUAAGCCAGCACCCCCCACCAUGCCACAACCCACCACAACCACUACUAUGGCUAAGCCAGCACCCACCGCAACUACCGCUCUGGCCAAGGCAGCACCCACAACAUCUAAACCCACAAUGACUGCAGCCAAGACAGUACCCACCACACCAAGGCCCACCACCACUAUGGCUAAGCCAGCACCCACCACGCCAAAACCCACCACAAACACCACUACAGCUAAGCCAGCACCCACUACCAUGCCACAACCCACCACAACCACCACUACAGCCAAGUCAGCACCCACUACCAUGCCACAACCCACCACAACCACCACUACAGCCAAGUCAGCACCAACCAUGCUACAACCCACCACAACUGUCACUAUGGCCAAGGCAGCACCCACCACGUCAAAACCCACAAUGACUACAGCCAAGACAGUACCCACCAUGCCAAGACCCACCACUGCUAUGGCUAAGCCAGCACCCACCACGCCAAAACCCCCCACAAACACUACUAUGGUUAAGCCAGCACCCAACACCAUGCCACAACCCAUCACAACCACCACUGCGGCUAAGCCAGCACCAACCAUGCCACAACCCACCACAACUACCACAAUGACCAAGACAGCACCCACCAUGUCAAAACCAACAACCACUACAGCCAAGUCAGCACCCACCAUGCCAAAACCCACCACAAACACCACUACGGCUAAGCCAGCACCUGCCACCACACCACAACCCAUCACAACCACCACUGUGGCUAAGCCAUCACCAACCACACCACAACCCACCACAACUAUCACUAUGGCUAAGUCAGCACCUACCAUGCCAAAACCCACCACCACUAUGGCCAAGCCAGCACCCACCACAACUAUGGCCAAGACAAAACCUUCUACAGCCAAGCCAGCAACCACCUCACCAACAUUUACCACCAUUUUAACCAAGCCAACACACACUUAUACGACUUCAACAAAGCCAAAUCUCACCACCUCAACAGCAAAGAUGAUAACAAAACCUACCACAACCACAAAGCCAGAACACACUGAAACAGAAAGACCCAAUCCAACUGAGGCAACUGGGCUCAUGCUUUCCUUUGAGCCCACAUUAGACGUGGAUUAUAAAAUAUUUUCAGAUGUAGAGUUAGACACUGGAGAGCCCAUUGGCUUAACUACAGAGGAUCCUACCUUAUUAGAAAGUAUUGGCACAGCCUUCAGCCCCAAAUCAAUCCCAGAAACAAAUAAAGGUGUGAAAGAGGAUGGGGGAGAGAAAUCAUUCUUCUUUUCCAGUCCACCUCCAUCCUUCAGCAAAGUUAUUCCAGAGAUCAAGUUAGGUUUCAAUAAAACUGAGCGCAUAACCUCCUCAAAGUCAGUGGUCUUCAGUCCUGAAGAACCCACCUUCUUGCGUUUAACAUCGUCUUCCAAAGAAAAGGGUCAGAGCCCUGCUUUCCAGUCCUCCCUCUCAGAUUCCCAGUAA